Molecule: messenger RNA, 407 nt
Organism: Baudoinia panamericana UAMH 10762
Lineage: Eukaryota; Fungi; Ascomycota; Dothideomycetes; Mycosphaerellales; Teratosphaeriaceae
Exons: 3
Coding region: 93-305 (70 amino acids)
Source: RefSeq, a predicted model, not a curated record
GCUCAAAGACGGAACGCAUCGACAGAUUCGGCCCGAAAUUUCGGGGGAUUUGCCGCAUCUGACCGAGUCCGCCUCGUUUCCAUGCGUUCUAUAUGUACGUGUGUUCCCCUGAGUGCCAAGUGGUGAGGUGUGCGCUUAGACCAAUACAUGUACUCGAGAUAAGCUGCCACCAUACGUGGCGCCCAAUGCCGGCUUGUUCUCACAGCCGGACCAACAUGAGAGCAACUACUACGGUCUGUACAAUUAUAGGAGUAAUCGUGCCAGAGCUCAGCGCCUGUGCGGUUCGCGAAUGCUCGCCUUGCUGAAGGCUUUCUGCGCCUUGAUAUUCGAGGCAUGCAAGCGGCUGAAGAUCUGUGCUCAACUAUCCUGUCAUCUCCCAGACAUCUAGGCAUGCUUGCCGGUGCCUU